Messenger RNA from Cladocopium goreaui, 531 nucleotides. The record is from the annotation of a GenBank genome assembly. NCBI's taxonomy places the organism in Eukaryota, Dinophyceae, Suessiales, Symbiodiniaceae.
AUGGCAAACACGAACCUGCCGGAGGGCAACCUGAAGCGCCUGGCAUCGACUCACGAGUUGGAGGAGAAAAUGGACAAGAAUCCUUCUUCGCCCCAUGCUGGUGGAUCACCAGAAAACCUCAGCUCUUCUGACAGUGAGAAGACAAUUCGUUUGGAAGAUGUCAAGGAGGAUGUGGCUGCCACUCCAAAGGAUCCCAACACCGAAGAAGAUGAUGGGCAAGAGGAAGUUGGACAAUUCUUCGGUCGAAAGAUGAGGGUUGCCUACGGACCUGGCUAUGGUCCUGGCUCCAUCAGCAGUGACACCUUGGCAGCAUUGCUUGGACCAAUGUUGUUAAAGCCAACCAUGGACCAAUACGCUGCUGGGUUUGCCGAGCACUUGCAGCAGAGUCAGAGUAGCUCAUCAGCAAGCACGGCGCCAGGACAAGGGACUCCUGAUGCUGAUGCGAAGCCACGGCCUGAUGCCAAGCCAAAGUCGAAGAAGUCAGCGAAGAAAGGCAAAGGAUCCAGGUUUCAUAUGGCCAAACGCCAUUGA